Sardina pilchardus (European sardine) is the source of this 1253-nucleotide messenger RNA. It is a transcript of the gene dbi, whose product is annotated as diazepam binding inhibitor (GABA receptor modulator, acyl-CoA binding protein). The record is from RefSeq and is a predicted model, not a curated record. Lineage: Eukaryota; Metazoa; Chordata; Actinopteri; Clupeiformes; Clupeidae. Gene Ontology annotation, biological process: fatty acid metabolic process. The transcript has 4 exons. Gene Ontology annotation, molecular function: fatty-acyl-CoA binding. Bases 138 to 407 code for a protein of 89 amino acids.
CUAACAGUUAGCAUCUCCUGCCCUCGUGUGGUUGGUCUAUGGUACUUCUACGGUCUGCACUUCCUUCUCCCCGCCCAUAUAUUGCCACUUCCUGAUCCCUUGCAUGUGGCUUUGAAAGGAGUACUGGAUACGGCAACAUGUCUCAACAAGAAUUCGAACAGGCCGCGGAGCUGGUGAAGAAGCUGAAAACACAGCCCGAGAAUGCCGAACUUCUGCAGAUCUAUUCGUUGUACAAGCAAGCCACAGUGGGGGAUGUGAACACAAGCCGCCCAGGAAUGUUAGACUUCGCAGGGAAGUCUAAAUGGGAUGCCUGGGAAGGCAGGAAAGGGAUGAGCAAAGAAGAUGCUAUGAAGGCCUACGUCGCCUUGGCAGAGGAGAUGAAGACGAAGUAUGGGAUUGCUGAAUGAAUUAAAUCUGUCUGCCUAUGCCACCAUGGUACCUCCAGUGUACCGAUCCAAGGGCUAGAUUCUAUUGAUGAGGUUUUGCAUUUCAAAGAGAAACAAGACUCCUCAGGUAGCCAUGUAGAAUUGAAUAAUCCAGACUAAAAUAGCAAUCACAAUUUACCGGUAUCUAUCAGUUUAUUUAUGAUCAUAAAGUUAUCACAAUGCCAGUCUAAAAUGGAAUAUGUUGGUGCUUGACUUUGCUUUAUGCAUCAAUGUGUGUAUUGUGCAUCUGUAUGGUUUUAAAACUGGCUUACUUUGACAUUGGGAAAGGACUUAACUUGGUUAGUCAAGAGGGCUCUAACUGUAGUCUAAAAGAGAAGCCACAUUGUUCCACCACAGCUUCAGUUUAUUAUGGUCAAAGAACGGUCACAGAACCCCAUUGUUAACUUAAUGCACUUGAUUUUGUUCUAACUACUUUGCGCUAUCUAUCAACAAUGAAGGUUUAGUAUAGUGCCUAAACUGAUGUAUGAAAAAAAAAACUCUCACAAAUUGUGAGAGUUGCCCCAUGUGAUUUCUCUUUUGUAUUACAUCAGUGAGAUGACACUAAGAAUGAGCUCUACUUAGACAUUUUUAUACAUUCCAACAUGUCAACAUCCAGUGCCUGAGAGUCUCACCGUUUAGAAUAUAAUAAUCAACAGUGUUAGCAGUAGGCCUAUACAAUAACAACAUGCUAAAGUUUUUUUUGUUAUUGUUGCUAGUAAAGCUGUACUUAACAACGAACAAAAUGCCAUUGAACAAUAUGUGAUAACUAGAAAAUGUGAUUUAUGUAAUAUUUGCAAUAGAAUAAAAUUCAUGGCUCUGUCUCUACAA